AUGCCCAAUGUCACUGCAGUUAACCAGUUCAUCCUUCUGGGGUUCUCCAAUGUCAAGGAACUGCAAACUUUGUGCGGAGUGGUCUUCCUGGUGCUGUACCUGGCAGCACUAAUGAGUAAUUUCCUCAUCAUCACUCUCAUCACUCUGGACCUGCAGCUCCAAACACCCAUGUACUUCUUCCUAAAGAAUUUGUCUCUGUUGGAUGUUUUCCUUGUGUCAGUCCCAAUCCCCAAUUUCAUUGUCAAUAGCCUAACUCAUAGCAGCUCCAUUUCAAUCCUAGGAUGUGCCUUCCAGAUACUUUUAAUGACUUCUUUCUCAGUGGGAGAGAUAUUUAUCCUGACUGCCAUGUCCUAUGACCGCUAUGUAGCCAUCUGCUGUCCCCUACGCUAUGAGUCCAUCAUGAGUGAUGAUCUCUGUGUGUUGAUGGCAGGCUUUUCCUGGGCCACUGGUGCAUUCUUUGGUGCUGUAUACACAGCUGGCACAUUUUCCAUGCCUUUCUGCGGCUCCAAUGUGAUCCCACAGUUUUUCUGUGACAUUCCUUCAUUACUGAGGAUUUCCUGCUCUGGUACACUGGUGGUCAUUUAUACAAGUAUUGGAAUUGGUCUGUGUCUAUGCAUGUCAUGUUUCAUCUGUGUUGUGAUCUCUUACUUUUACACUUUCUCGACUGUGCUGAAGAUUCCUAACACUAAAGGUCAAUCCAAAGCUUUUUCCACCUGCCUGCCUCACCUCAUUGUUUUCACUAUUUUCAUUGCAACUGCUUGUUUUGUUUAUCUGAAGCCAUCAUCUAAUUCUCCAACAAUUACAGACAGGCUGCUUGCUUUGAUAUACACUUUGCUGCCUCCAGCACUUAAUCCUGUGAUCUACAGCUUGAGGAAUGCUGAUGUCAAAUGGGCUUUGAAGAGAUUGUUAUAUAUUUGUUCAAGGGUCUCACUUCUUAUAAAACUUUAA
Nannospalax galili (Upper Galilee mountains blind mole rat) is the source of this 948-nucleotide messenger RNA. RefSeq names its product olfactory receptor 14A2-like. The transcript has a single exon. Lineage: Eukaryota; Metazoa; Chordata; Mammalia; Rodentia; Spalacidae. The record is from RefSeq and is a predicted model, not a curated record. Gene Ontology annotation, molecular function: G protein-coupled receptor activity; olfactory receptor activity; odorant binding. Gene Ontology annotation, biological process: G protein-coupled receptor signaling pathway. The coding region runs from base 1 to 948 and encodes 315 amino acids. Gene Ontology annotation, cellular component: membrane.